Messenger RNA from Protopolystoma xenopodis, 456 nucleotides. NCBI's taxonomy places the organism in Eukaryota, Metazoa, Platyhelminthes, Monogenea, Polystomatidea, Polystomatidae. The record is from the annotation of a GenBank genome assembly.
AUGGGGUUACUUAGCUCUUUUGCACCACGCUCUGCCAAGUUCGGUUGGAUGAACGGUCAUUCGGAGCUUGUCGCACAUUUGCCUUUAGGAGGUGGUUUAGGGCAGGUUAUAGCAUCGAUCGGAAGCCGAGUUGGAUGUUUCGUCUUCAGCAUUGCUUCCACCGACAAACACUCUUGGCUUCGAUAUCGAGCCGUCUCUGUCGCUCCGAGCAUGACUCAGACCUUCCGGAGUGUGCAAAGGCUUAAAAAGAAAAGCAACCUAUCGGCCCUGGGUCUGCCUCGUCGACGUCGCUCCGCCUCCGGAUCUCGGUUUUCUUCUCGUCGGUCUCCUAACAUGUCUGAAGGGACACUAAUUAUUCAGUGCUGCUUUUAUGACUUCGAUAGUCUGCCUUCUUGUCUAGCCUCAGUCUGCAAUCCGUCCUGCGUCUGGUGCCAUACGAGCCUUAGACCUUCGUAA